GGUCAGAAGUGUUGGAGUGUGACUUACACCCAUCAGAGUAUCUGUGUCUUGAAGGGGUCAACAGUGGACAUAUCCUGCUCUUACACAUAUCCCAGUUAUCAUGAGAUAAAAAAAGCUUUCUGGUUUACUAAAUGGUCUGGUAUGGACACUGAAGAGCUGAGCUCAAUGCCAGGGUAUGAAGGUCAUAUAGAGUACCUUGGGGAUAAGAAGAGUGACUGUACCCUGAGAAUCACAGACCUGAGAUUGAGUGACUCUGCUGGGUUCAGGUUCAGAUUCAUAACAUCUGGAGGAAAGUUUUCUGGCUCACCUGUCUCCCUGACUGUCACAAAUGUUGUGUUGGAGAUGGAUCCUACAUCUGUGUCAGAGGGGGAGAAUGUCACACUGAGAUGUAGAACCAAAUGUACACUGAACCCCAUCACAGCCUACAGUUGGGAUAAGAAUGGACAGCCUAUACCAAACAGCAACACCUCCUCUCCUGUCUAUAUCCUAUUCUCAGUCAGCAGUGAGGAUACAGGCAGAUACUCCUGUUCUGUAGAAGGACAUGAGGAUCUCCACUCUGCUGAAGAGACUCUCACUGUCACAUAUGGACCAAAGAACACCUCAGUAUCAGUCAGUCCCUCUGGUGAACUAGUGGAGGGCAGGUCAGUGACUCUGACCUGCAGCAGUGAUGCCAACCCACCUGUGGACAAAUACACCUGGUACAAGAAGAACGUAACCUCACCAAAAGCAUCAGGACAGAGUUACAACAUCACUAACAUCAUCUCUGAGGACAGAGGAGAAUAUUACUGUGAGGCCCAGAAUGGAAGAGGAUCUAUGAACUCUACAGCUCUGAUGAUCAUUGUAGCAGGGAAACAGACCUCAGUUCUGACUGCAGCUGUAGGAAUCAUAGUGGUUGUUCUGGGUGUCAUACUGGCUUCAUGUCUCUCUGGACUCAUGUGGUUCAGGAAGAAGGUCUUCAAAACCACCUCUGACACAAGACACAUGACAGGCAAUGGACAGCGAGACUCUAGUCCAGUGUAUGACAACAUCUCAGGCAUGGCCUUCACCCCUACUGCAGCACAGACAGCGGCCACCGUCGACCAAGAUGACAUUCACUUCACCAGCAUCCACGUCUCUCACUCCAAAAACCAGGAAGUGCCUCUGUACUCCACCGUCCAGCUGCUUCAACCCCAGAAAGAGGAUGAGGAUGUCCAGUACGCUGCUGUGAAUUUCAACCUCCCCAGUGCUGUCACCUGGUCCACGGUGGAACAAGCAGCUGAGGAGGAUCCCUCUGUUCUCUACAGUACAGUCAACAAACCCAGAACCAAGAAGACCUGAACACAACAAACCCAGAACCAAGAAGACCUGAACACAAUAAACCCAGAACCAAGAAGACCUGAACACAACAAACCCAGAACCAAGAAGACCUGAACACAACAAACCCAGAACCAAGAAGACCUGAACACAACAAACCCAGAACCAAGAAGACCUGAAAACAACAAACCCAGAACCAAGAAGACCUGAACACAAUAAACCCAGAACCAAGAAGACCUGAACACAACAAACCCAGAACCAAGAAGACCUGAACACAAUAAACCCAGAACCAAGAAGACCUGAAUACAAUAAACCCAGAACCAAGAAGACCUGAACACAAUAAACCCAGAACCAAGAAGACCUGAACACAACAAACCCAGAACCAAGAAGACCUGAACACAAUAAACCCAGAACCAAGAAGACCUGAACACAACAAACCCAGAACCAAGAAGACCUGAACACAACAAACCCAGAACCAAGAAGACCUGAACACAACAAACCCAGAACCAAGAAGACCUGAACACAACAAACCCAGAACCAAGAAGACCUGAACACAAUAAACCCAGAACCAAGAAGACCUGAACACAACAAACCCAGAACCAAGAAGACCUGAACACAACAAACCCAGAACCAAGAAGACCUGAACACAAUAAACCCAGAACAAAGAAGACCUGAACACAACAAACCCAGAACCAAGAAGACCUGAACACAACAAACCCAAAACCAAGAAGACCUGACAAACCCAGAACCAAGAACUGAAAACAACAAACCCAGAACCAAGAAGACCUUGUAUAUCUGGACCCGUAUAUUAUAACUAGUGGUAUAAUUAAGCAAUAAGGUCAGAGGCGGUGUGGUAUAUUGGCAUAUAUACUGUACCACGGCUAAGGACUGUUCUUAAGCACGACACAACGCAGAGUUCCUGGAUACAGCCCUUAGCUGUGGUAUAUUGGCCUAUAUACUGUACCACGGCUAAGGACUGUUCUUAAGCACGACACAACGCAGAGUGCCUUGAUACAGCCCUUAGCUGUGGUAUAUUGGUCUAUAUACUGUACCACGGCUAAUGACUGUUGUUCUGCACAACGCAGAGUGCCUUGAUACAGCCCUUAGCCGUGGUAUAUUGACCAUAUACUACAACCCAGAGGGCCUUAUUGCUAUUAUAAACUGGUUACCAACAUAAAUAGAAAGUAAACAAAUAUUUUUGUGUUAUACCAGUGUUCUAUUGUCUGAUAUACUGUAUGUGAAAUGAAAUGCUUAUUCAGCCAAUCAGCAUUCAGGACCUAAACUACCUGGUUUAUAAUAGUAUCUAGUAAUAUACAGUGCAUUCAGAAAGUUUUCAGACCCCUUGACUUUUUCCACAUUUUGUUAUGUUACAGCCUUAUUCUAAAAUUGAAUAAAUAGUUUUUUUCCCUCA
This is a messenger RNA of Oncorhynchus nerka (sockeye salmon), 2704 nucleotides long. Its product is annotated as B-cell receptor CD22-like. The transcript is spliced from 7 exons. Gene Ontology annotation, biological process: cell-cell adhesion. Gene Ontology annotation, cellular component: membrane. Lineage: Eukaryota; Metazoa; Chordata; Actinopteri; Salmoniformes; Salmonidae. The record is from RefSeq and is a predicted model, not a curated record. The coding region runs from base 142 to 1317 and encodes 391 amino acids.